Molecule: messenger RNA, 525 nt
Organism: Penicillium verrucosum
Lineage: Eukaryota; Fungi; Ascomycota; Eurotiomycetes; Eurotiales; Aspergillaceae
Exons: 2
Coding region: 1-525 (174 amino acids)
Cellular component (GO): mitochondrion
Source: RefSeq, a predicted model, not a curated record
AUGGUUUCACUAUUCGGCUGGGGCUCAAGCCCAAGCCCAACCCCGGAGUCGAGUCAGCCAACACCUCCCCAAAACAAUCGAACACCCGAUGAAUCCGCAACCCCAGAACCAACACAAACGCAAUUAGCGCAACCACCCUCGCCGCAAACAAACACAAACCUCAAACUCCUCUUCGGAGGAAUGACCUUCUUCGCGCUGUCGCCGCACUCCAACUCCGCAGGCGAUGCAUUCGAGGCUCUGAAUCUGGCGACUCUCAAUGUGAUCUCGUUUGGACUGAUGGCUGGCGGUGCGGUAGGGUAUGCAUUGAAUAUUAAUGGGCUUGAGGAUAUGCGGAGAUUCGUGCGCAAUGGGUUGAAGGGUGGUAGUGAUACGCCUGUGAAGAGUGAUGAGGAGCUUGAGACGGAGGUCACGGAGUGGGUUACUAAGAUCCUAGGUGAUAAGUUUGAGAAGCAGUUGGAGAAGGAGAAGAUGAAGAAGGCGUUCCGGGACGAAAAGGUCGAUCAGGAUACUAAAGAGAGUAACUGA